AGCCCUUAGGACUCUUGAGCAGAAAAGCAAAAAUGGCUGGUUGGAUGAGAGUUGGUCGCUCCUUUUCCAGAAAAUAUUCGUCGGCUGCUUCUGACACUCAUGCCAGUUCAGAGCAGACGCAGCUUUUAUGGAAGAGGCUUUCAUAUUUCGUAGGCUUUCCAGCGAUAGGACUGGCUAUGGUUAAUUGCUAUUUGAAUCAUCAGGCACAUCAUCAUGAUGAACGUCCAGAAUUCAUCGCAUAUGAUCAUAUGAGAAUAAGAAGCAAGAAAUUUCCAUGGGGAGAUGGUAACCACAGUCUUUUCCAUAAUCCCAAAACAAAUCCUUUACCCGAGGGUUAUGAAGAGUAGUAAGUGGUUCUAUCUAGAUUGUGUAAUAAUUACGUUGAGCACUAGCAUUCUUUAUAACAUGUAUCCUGCAUUAUACUGACUUAUGAACAAUUGAGUCAAUAAAUUGAUAGAGAUAUGACAUUUA
This is a messenger RNA of Temnothorax curvispinosus, 471 nucleotides long. Its product is annotated as cytochrome c oxidase subunit 6A1, mitochondrial-like. NCBI's taxonomy places the organism in Eukaryota, Metazoa, Arthropoda, Insecta, Hymenoptera, Formicidae. Bases 33 to 347 code for a protein of 104 amino acids. Gene Ontology annotation, biological process: mitochondrial electron transport, cytochrome c to oxygen. The transcript is spliced from 3 exons. The record is from RefSeq and is a predicted model, not a curated record. Gene Ontology annotation, molecular function: enzyme regulator activity. Gene Ontology annotation, cellular component: mitochondrial inner membrane.